CAGAUUGAUUUGAUUGGUUCCACCCAAUUGAUUGAUAACAAUUAACUGAUCAUUUGUAAGAUUAUCAGUAGGACAAAAAUAAAUGAUCAUCAAAUUAACUAAAUUAAAUCAUAACAUUCGCUAACCUAGUUAAUUAAGAGGUGACAAGUUUUUUUAUUAAUUAGUUUCUCUUUUUUUAAUUGUCGCAAGAGACAAAAUCGUCCCUUUAAUUGCUUUUGUUUAAUUGUUAAUCUCACUCGACAAGUGAGCAAUUAUCUCUGAUUAAAAUAAUUUGUUUAUUAAUCUAUUGAUUAGACUAAUUUUUAAUUCAACACCAUUAGAAUCAUUCAAUUUAUUUUAAUUGUAACUCUUUAAUCGUGUAACUAAAAUAGUGAAAUCACUUCAAUAGAUUUUGUUAUUUUUUCGUAUGAAAGUAAAAAAAAUUGUAACUCUAAUUGAUUGUGAUUCUUAAUCAAUUAAUUGCUAUUUUCUCCUAAUUGUUUUCUUACCUUGAUCUUAAUCAUGAUUGAUUCAAAUUAUCUCAAUAUUCCUGGUGACUUGGAAUUGAUUCCAAAUAAUUUACUCUACUCAUCACCACUUGAUUCGUCACCUUCAUCAUCUUUAAAUCAAUCAGAGUUUUAUGAUUACUUAGGUAAUUACGACAAUCAAAAUAAUCUCAACAACAACAAUCUAAUUGAUUUUUGCUACACCGAUUUAACCAACAAUACGGUCAAUCUAAACAAUCCCAAUCCUCUUGACCAUUACUAUGACAAUGAUUACAAUGGAGACAAUAACGAUGGUUACAAUCUGACUAAUUUAACUAAUCAAUUAGUUGAAAAUCAACCAAGUCAAUCAAUCUCAUCAACUUUUGAAGCCUUAUCACCAAUCGUUACAUCCUCAUCUUCAUUAACAAGCCAAGUUAAUCAUCGUUAUUCAUCAGGCUCAUCAAUUUCAUCAGCAUCUUUAUCGUCAACAGAUUAUUCAUCUUCUCAUCAUAAUCGUCCAUUGUCAAACACAAGCGUUGAUUCAAUUGAUGCAAAUCGUUCAAUCGAUGGUUGUAAACGAGAUCUAAUUAAGGCAACACUUAAUUUCGCAAUUAAAAGCCGUCGACGAUCAAGAGGAUUGGGUGACAUUGAAUUUAAACAUGUUAAAAAUCAAAAUCAACGACCAUCAAGUUGGGCUGAUGAAGACGACGAAAAGAAAAUGUCCCGACGAGAAAGGAAUCGAAUCGCUGCUCGAAAAUGUCGAAAAAAUCGUAAACUUAAAUACAUUGGAUUAAAUAAGACUAUGGAAAAUUUGGAUAACGCUAACAACAAUUUAAAGGAACAAUUAGAUAAAUUGGAGCGAGAAAGUGGAAAACUUGAAGAUCUAUUGACUUCACAUCGAUCACAAUGUUACCUGGUCUCGUGGUCAUCUCAGCCCAUGUUGACUUCCGCUUCCUCAUCCGUAUCAUCCUCAUCACCUAAUCAUUUGUUAACAAUUAACAACAAGAACAGCAAUUACUCACAAUCAGGUGAAUCUCAUGGAUUUAUUUCUUACAUUAAUCAAUCUCAACUCUGGCCUAAUGCAUUACAAUAAAUCGGGAUAACUGGAUUAACCGUUAAUCCAUCGUCACAUCAAUUUAAUUACUGUUUUUUUAAUGUUAAUCUAUUACUUAAAACUUGAACACGUACUCUCAGUCCAGGAUUAGGCUUUUUCUGAUUUAAUUACUCAACUCAAAUCAGUGAAAAUCUCACAACAAUUUAUUUAUCUCUAAUGUAUCUCAAUCACUGUUGAUUACCACCAACCUCUUGUACUCGUUGUAAAUUUUUCACUCAAUCAAUUAAUCUUGAUAGUUGACUAAUUGUUGUCUCACCUUUGUUUUUUUACUUGUUAAAUGAUUUCAAUAAAAUUUUGUAAUAAUUUUUACAACAAUUUUCCUAA
This is a messenger RNA of Panonychus citri (citrus red mite), 1902 nucleotides long. Its product is annotated as transcription factor kayak-like. Gene Ontology annotation, cellular component: nucleus. Gene Ontology annotation, biological process: regulation of transcription by RNA polymerase II. The transcript is spliced from 2 exons. Bases 502 to 1557 code for a protein of 351 amino acids. Gene Ontology annotation, molecular function: DNA-binding transcription factor activity, RNA polymerase II-specific; RNA polymerase II cis-regulatory region sequence-specific DNA binding. Lineage: Eukaryota; Metazoa; Arthropoda; Arachnida; Trombidiformes; Tetranychidae. The record is from RefSeq and is a predicted model, not a curated record.